AUGUCAUCACACGACAACAAUACUCCAACGACAACUGAUGUUGAUAUCAAUAAUGAUGUUGAUGAUGAUAACCAACAACAACAACCAUCAUCACAACCAUUAUCGCAACCAUUAUCUCAACCAUUAUCUCAACCAUUAUCUCAACCAUUAUCACAACCACUGCCUCAACCUCAACAAACUCCAACACAUAAACCUGCACCUCCUCCACAACAACGACCUUCACAAAGCAAUAUCAUUCAACCAGUAUACUUUAACAAGUGUAACAUUUGCAACAUAUCAUUUGGAUCACUGACAUUCAAGGAGCGCGAGGAUCACAUUGUACAAUGCAUCGAUAAACUCAAGGCGUCACAACCUGCCGUCUGCGACAUUUGUUCAAAGGACAUCACCAAGUACUCAUCAAGUCGUCGUGCCGAUCAUGUGGAGCGAUGUCAGCGCAAGAGAGAGGAGAGCGAGCAUGCCAAGAAGGCCGCGCGAUCCUCUUCCUCGUCGUCACAGCAACGCCAACAACAACAAGUGGACGCAGACAUUUGUGUGAUAUGUUACAAACAGUUGUCCAAUCCCGAGACACGCGUGGCUCAUAUGAAGGCAUGCUCCAAGGAGCGUGGCAUCACAGCCAAGGACCUGAUGGACCUCUAUGACAUGAAUCAUCGAAACGCCGCGGUCUCACAACAGACGACGACGACCACCACCACGACCACAAUGACGAGCAGCAGCUUGACUACACUUGUUCCACCUCAUGACAUUGCACCAAGUUCUACACCUCCCCCUGCACCAAUACCAUCGGUCACAUUGGGUGGUAAGAAGAAGAACGGCAUCAACAACACCAUCUCAUCGGUGACGGCCACACCAAAGGGCGGAGUCAAGUCGACGUUCUUCCAGGAUGCCGCAGCCAACAAGUCAUCAACCACGCUGGGGACGAAGAAGAAGAAGCAACAGCAUGGCGGCAACAAUAAGACGUCGAAGAAGAACAAGAAGAAUGUGAUCACCGACUCUGAGGAUGACGAGUAUCCUCAUGAUGAAGACGAUGAGAACUUGCAAUUGGCUCUUGUCUUGUCCGAAUCAAUGCAUGCAUCCAAAGAUGACCCGCAGCCAUCCCAACCAUCAUCCACUCCAUUAGACCUGGCAGGAUUCAAGUGCAAGAAGCCAUCAGACAAUAACCUUGCGAUGAUCAACACUCAUGUGGCCGAUAUAUUGUUUCCAAACCUUGGGACUUCGGAUCAGAAGGACACGUCUCAGCCACUGCCACCUUCAAAGUUAUCGAGUGCACUGGCAACUGCCUCAAAACAGAUGGACACGUCUGAUCAAGUGAACACUGGUCGACCAACUACACUGGCAUCAUCAAAGUUCUCCGAGAGUAAACUGGCCAAGAAGCAUACACCUAUUCGAACGCUUUGGGACGUAUCAAAGUCAAGGCUUUCAACAGAGCAAGGCAAGGAUAUAGUAUAUGACAGUCAAACAGAGUUUAAAAAGAACGCUGAUCAGAAGGAGCAACAACUGGUGGAUCAGCAACAGCAACAGCAACAACAACAACAACCACAACAACAGCAACGACAACUGGACACACUCAAACACUCAUCCAGGGAUGACAAGAAUGUGGACAACAAUGUACAGGACAGAGCACAAACAAACACAGACAUCAACAUUGAUUUCAAUGAGAGUGAUACCAACCUUGAAUAUGACUUUGAUCAUUCGGGUCAUGGAAAUGACAAUCAAGAUGAACAACAUCAAGAUCAAGAACAGGAUCAUGAGCAUGAGGAUGAGCAUGCAAAUGAUGAACCAGUAUAUCAACAACCCCAAGCCACCUCUCAUCAGCCUCCUCCACCUACUCCUCCGCAGGCGCCACAAACAACAUCACCAACCAAAGCGCAUCAAUUCAUUCAGCCACAACUGCCACGAGACAGAUCGCCAAUGAAGAAUCCAUCAACUCCAAUCCAACCGCAACAUCAACAGCAGCAACAGCAACAGCAGCAGCAACAUCACUAUCAGCAACCGAGCAACUUCACAUCGGACACAAUGACAACCCCAUUCAUCAGUCCUCCAACACCAUCAUUCCUACUCAAUAGCUUUAGUAUCAAUGAUACAUUCACAAACAGCUGCACACAGGCUAAAGAGGAGUUUGAGCAUCGCAGCAAGGAACUCGAGAAGGACUACCUCAGCAAAGUAGGUCUGGCAUACAUUACAAAGUCAAUGGAGGAAGCAAAGGCAAUGCAACAAUAUGGUAGCGGGGUCAACAACAACACAUCGGUAAUGGCAAUGGCAAUGCAGAUGACAACGUCCACACAAUACGAAUAUCCAAGAACACCAAUGAACAACCAAGAUACCCAGUCUCGAGACAGGCCAUAUGUCCAGCCACAAAUAUUCUCCUCCAACUCUUCCACAGACACAAGACCCGAUAUUAGACCGCCACAACCCAAGCCUCAGCAGCCUCAACAACCUCAAGCCUCAACAAAGUCAACGGCGACAACACCUCAGCAGCAACUGGGAACAAAGAGGUUGUCACUGCCAUCAUCUUCAACGACCACUCCGCCACCUGUGGUGUCUCAAUCAUCAUCAUCAACUGGAAAGAACGUCCAACAACAACAAUCACGCCAGUCAACAGCGAAGAAACCAGACUAUGAGGAUAUGACUCUGGGUGAUCUGAAACAACAUGCAUCAAAGUACGGCAUUAGGACCUCUGGAAGUAAUGUCAACCGUCAAUGGCUCAUCCAAAAGCUGAAUGAUGUGUGGCAAUUCUUAGUGCAAACAUCGCAGCAGAAUACUAGUAGCAAGUAG
Molecule: messenger RNA, 2772 nt
Organism: Acytostelium subglobosum LB1
Lineage: Eukaryota; Evosea; Eumycetozoa; Acytosteliales; Acytosteliaceae
Exons: 3
Coding region: 1-2772 (923 amino acids)
Source: RefSeq, a predicted model, not a curated record